This is a messenger RNA of Marasmius oreades (fairy-ring Marasmius), 677 nucleotides long. RefSeq lists its product as uncharacterized. The coding region runs from base 48 to 545 and encodes 165 amino acids. The record is from RefSeq and is a predicted model, not a curated record. The transcript has 4 exons. Gene Ontology annotation, cellular component: signal recognition particle, endoplasmic reticulum targeting. Gene Ontology annotation, biological process: SRP-dependent cotranslational protein targeting to membrane. Lineage: Eukaryota; Fungi; Basidiomycota; Agaricomycetes; Agaricales; Marasmiaceae. Gene Ontology annotation, molecular function: 7S RNA binding; endoplasmic reticulum signal sequence receptor activity.
UCAAUUCAGCUCCAUUUUCUCUAACAACCGUCGUUGUCUUAAGGCAAAUGCAGCUGGUCGACAACGACACAUUUCUCAAACGGCUGGCUGCAUUGUUUGAGGAUUCGAAAAACCAAGGCUCAAUAUGGCUAACACAUAAACGAUUGACCUAUGAAGAUGAUGUGAACAUGGAACCAAAGGAUGAAUCUGAAGAAUCUGAAUAUCCGUGUCUGAUUCGUGUGACAGGUGGAGGCGAGGUGAAAUUCUCGACACGAGUUGUAUCUAGCCAGCUUCCGCACUUCCAACGUGAAUAUGGGACUCUCUUGAAGGCAUCGAUGACGACUCUCCGUAAACGGGAUAAGAAACGAGAGAAACAACGUGCAGAGCAGGUAGCCCUUCGAAAAAAACGCUUAAAUGAGCCUGUUGUGGUCGAUGGUGCCAAACGUGGAAAAGGCCGAAGCAGACGACAAAGACAAAUGAAGGCUGCUGUGAAGCAGCAAGAAGCACUGCAGCACGCCAAGGCACGCGAGGAGGCGAAAGCGAAGGCUACCACAGAGACGUCGUAACCUUCUCGAAUUUUUUGUUGUCCUCGUGUGCAUCCAACCACCACGUAGAUGCUAUCCCGAUGUUUAUUCAUGUAUUUUAACGCGCAUCAUAAUGUACAUAACCUUCUAAAGUCGCUCACGAAACCCACACCU